AUGAAAGCUGUGACGCAACUUGUGCCACAAUAUGCGCUCUUUUACUUGCUGCAAGCCUUGGAGCAAAACCAAUUGGAUCGAAGCCUUACUCUUUAUAGCGUCUUGUACGGUCUUAGUCUCAUUGCAGAAGUUUGGAUACGAGAGCUGGUGCAGUGGUUUACCAUGUCCCAAUUCCAAAUUCCUAUGCAAGCCGUGUUGAGCUCCCUCGUAUACCGCAAAACCUUAAAGUUACCAAACUUCAGCGAGGGUCAGCCCGAAGACAGGAGUUCUCAACAGCAGUCUCGCCAAGAUCCACCGAGCUUUACAAAGUCUAUUGACAAUCAUUUACAACUUGAUACUGGCAAAGUUUCGGCCGUCUGCAGCCAGAACAUACUGAUCCCCCUAUCAUUUAUCAAGUUAUUUUUCACGGUGAUGGCCUUGGCACAACUGAUUGGAUGGCAAGCUAUAACAUUAACCAUCAUCUGUACAAUUGUUACAACAGCGCUCAACUUCAAAAUCUCGGCAACCUACUCAAAGUCCUACCAUGGUUUGAUGAAGUAUCGAGACCAGAGGUCCAACUUGCUCUCGGAAGCACUGCAAGGUAUCCGUGAUAUACGUCUUGGAGUAUUUGAAUCCCAAUGGGAGAAUAGACUCCUGGAUAUUCGGCAAGGGGAGAUGGACCAGAUGCGGCGGAGCUCAGUUACCAUGUGCAUCGUCGUCGUCUUGGCCAAUAUCUGCCCCCUAAUACUAGGCAUUCUACCCAUUGCCCUUUAUUCAUACCGAACCGGGAGAUUGACAGCCUCAAUUGCGUUUACAUCCCUUGGAUUACUACAAAAGCUUCAAGCUGACCUUGCUGUACUGCCGUUGACAUGGUCAUAUCUCUUGGAGUGUUGGGCCAGUUGUGAGAGACUAGAAGCUUUCCUGAAGCUACCAGAGAAACAAGACGCCAUUGUGCCAUCGGAAUCCGUCGUUUUUAAAGAUGUGACGGUUUCAUGGCCAUCCAAAUCCUUUGGAGGCGCGCGGUCGUCAACCUUUUCCCUCAACAACUUGUCUUUACAGUUUCCGCGUGGUAAGCUGUCAAUUAUAGCCGGCGGAACCGGGUCGGGCAAGAACCUCGUGUUGAAUGCAAUUUUAGGCGAAGCAGACGUAGUGUCUGGCUCUAUUCAUGCACCUUGUAGCAAUGGUCAGGCCACUACCUUGCCCACAUCAUCUCCGGUUGCGGUUGUGUCUCAGCCGACAUGGCUAGAGCGUACGUCCCUCAUGGAGAACAUCUUAUUUGGCUGUUCGUAUGAUCCAGCGAGGUAUCUUGACGUUGUCAAAGCUUGUGCGUUGGACAAAGAUGUCCGAAAUUUGCCCAAUGGCGAUGCAACUGAUGUCGGCCCCAAGGGAACAUCAUUAAGCGGAGGGCAACGCUGGCGGGUGUGUUUGGCUAGAGCACUAUAUUCGAAAGCUAGCACUAUAUUAAUUGGAGAUAUUCUAUCAGCCAUCGACUCAUCGGUUCGAAAACAUGUCUUGGAACAGGCAUUGCUCGGCCAACUUGCACAGGGAAGGACGUUGAUCAUGGUCACCCAUCACGUUGCCAUGUGCCAGCCAUUUGCAAGUUUUGUUAUGCAUCUUUCAAAUCGACAGGCACUAGGCACCGAAACCGAGAAACUCGAAACCAGCAUGAAGCCAGUACAACCUGUCACAGCCCUUGAAGGCGGCGGGACUCAAAGUGGCUCUGACAAAAAUUCAGUCGGGAAUCAACCGACCGCGAGUGGCACCACCGCGCACCAACAGAAAUCGACUCUUGGUGGCCUUGCCGAAUAUUUGCGACAGGGCAGCCUAUCCAGUUGGUCAUGUGCAAUAAUCGUCAUUCUCCUAUCAGAGGCCGUGACACACAGCGGAGCGUGGUGGUUGAAACACUGGACCGAUGGCCUUGCCAUUGACUACGGGGACGGCACAGCUGCGCUUGUCGAUGACAGAAGCAGAAAACCCCACGGUUCAGGCAUGUAUUAUAUCGGGAUAUAUAUUCUGGUAUCGAUUGCUAGUGCCUUGAUGCUCGGCUUCAAGUCUUUUGCUCUGUAUAAUGUCAGUCACAAGGCUUCUCAAAAGAUGUUUCGCGGCAUGGUUCGUUCCAUCUUGCAGGCGCCUCUGCAUUGGAUUGAAACGUAUCCUCGCGGCGAGAUUCUCAAACGUUUCAGUUCAGACUUUAUCGUCGUCGAUAUGAGAAUAGCGAGCAAUAUUGGUGCCGAAAUUGAGCUCACCGCCAGACUCGUGUUUGUCAUGACGACUGGAAUGCUUAUAUCCCCAUACACCUGUGUUUGUGCUGUUGGGCUACUUGCGGCAUAUUGGCGAGUCUCACAAUAUUGCAUGCCCAUCGCACAACAACUACAACAGCUCAAUUCCACUCAACUGUCCCCGCUGUAUAGCCAGCUUCAUUCGACCUUGGCUUCAAACGGUCUGCUUGUAAUUAGAGCUUUUGGAAGAUCGGCCGAUUAUAUUCUUCACAUGGAUGCUCUUAUUGACGAUUCGUCCAGAGCAGCUUGGUACGACUGCCUCUGCUCGAGAUGGAUGGAACUGCGCGUCGGCAUCCUAGGCGUUGUUUUCGAAGCAAUGAUUGCACUUGGAGCUGCUUCAGGUCGCAUCAAUUCUGGAUCAGCUGGCUUUGCGUUGAUAGUGGCCAGGCAAUUCUCUGCAUCAAUGAGCUUGCUUAUAAAAAAAGCAGUCGUGAUUCAAAACGACGUCAAUGCUGCCCAUCGAAUCGCAGAAUAUAACGAGCUGCCAUCCGAAUUUAGAGCCGGCUGCGAGGCUCCUGACAAUUGGCCACAGACGGGUACAAUCAUCGUCGAGAAUUUUUCCACUGGAUAUCCAAAUCUUCCUCUGGUGCUGAAGAACAUUGACUUUGUUGUACAUUCAGGCCAGCGUGUCGGGAUUGUCGGCCGAACAGGCGCCGGAAAAUCCUCACUCUCACUCGCCCUAUUUCGAAUCCUUGAAAGUAGACAAGGAAGAAUUAUGGUUGAUGGCAUCGAUAUUUCUACCCUGAGAUUGGUAGAUGUUCGCCAACGCAUCUUUAUUGUUCCCCAGGAUCCAUUUCUCUUUAGCGGAACCGUACGAAGCAACCUCAACAUGUCGGGUGACCACUCUGACAAAACACUAAUCGAGACGUUGCGAGAACUUGGACUAGAUUUUCCGCUCAGCAUGUCUCUGGCUUCCGGCGGGUCCAACAUCUCACAAGGUCAGAGACAGCUCAUUUGCUUGGCAAGAGCAAUAUUGUCCAAACCCCGAAUUCUUGUGCUAGACGAAGCCACAAGCGCGGUGGAUAUAGCGACCGACACCAUCCUGCAGCAGAUUCUGAGGAAAGCCUUCUCAAAGUGCACAGUUAUAGUCAUUGCUCAUCGUCUGUCCACCGUUAUCGACUUUGACGAGCUUUUGGUGCUCGAUGGAGGUAGAAUCGUGGAAAGAGGACGGCCAAUCGACUUGUCUCGACAAAGUGGCCCCCUUAGAGAGUUGCUAGAGUAUAGUGUGGACAGGCUUGAGCUAUUUAUGCGCUUAGAGCGGAAAGAUCAAAGGCUUUUAUAA
Metarhizium brunneum ARSEF 3297 is the source of this 3540-nucleotide messenger RNA. Its product is annotated as Pleiotropic ABC efflux transporter of multiple drugs YBT1. NCBI's taxonomy places the organism in Eukaryota, Fungi, Ascomycota, Sordariomycetes, Hypocreales, Clavicipitaceae. Gene Ontology annotation, biological process: transmembrane transport. The record is from RefSeq and is a predicted model, not a curated record. Gene Ontology annotation, molecular function: ABC-type transporter activity; ATP hydrolysis activity; ATP binding. Gene Ontology annotation, cellular component: membrane.